Molecule: messenger RNA, 1526 nt
Organism: Lipotes vexillifer (Yangtze River dolphin)
Lineage: Eukaryota; Metazoa; Chordata; Mammalia; Artiodactyla; Lipotidae
Gene: CCDC51
Product: coiled-coil domain containing 51
Exons: 4
Coding region: 76-1308 (410 amino acids)
Source: RefSeq, a predicted model, not a curated record
GUACUUUAGGCACUGAGGAUGCAGCAGUGAACAAAACAGUGCCUGCCCUGGCAGAGCUGCCGUUCAGAUCUCCCGAUGACAGGGUGCAGCCCUGUGUUGGCCAUGCGGCACGUCGUGGGUGUGUCUCCCGUACUGGUGCGGAGAGGCCUCCUUGGAAGGGACCUCUUUAUGACCAGGACUCUCUGCAGCCCAGGCCCCAGCCAGCCCAGAGAGAAAAGACCUGAGGAGGUGGCCCUCGGGCUGUACCACCGCCUCACAGCGCUGGGAGGAGCCCUGGGGCACAGCAUUCAGCAACGGGCGUCCUCCAUGGCCAAGACUUGGUGGGACAGAUAUGAAGAGUUUGUUGGACUCAGUGAGGUUCGAGAGGCCCAGGGAAACGUGACUGAGGCAGAGAAAGUGUUCAUGGUGGCUCGAGGGCUUGUCCGGGAGGCUCGGGAGGACUUGGAAGGUCAGCAGGCCAAGCUGAAGGAGGUGAGGGACCGCUUGGACCGCAUCUCCAGAGAUGAUAACCAGUACCUGGAACUGGCAACUCUGGAGCACAGGAUGUUGCAGGAGGAGAAGAGGCUUCGUGUGGCCCAUCAGCGUGCCGAAGCCUCCGAGCGAGAGAAGUUCUCCCUCUUCUCUGCAGCCGUGCGGGAAAGUCAUGAGAAGGAGCGCACUCGGGCUGAGAGGACCAAGAACUGGUCCCUCAUUGGGUCAGUCCUGGGGGCCUUGAUUGGUGUGGCUGGCUCCACCUACGUGAACCGUGUGCGGCUACAGGAGCUGAAGGUCUUGCUUCUGGAGGCUCAGAAGGGGCCUGUGAGCCUCCAGGAAGCCAUCCGAGAACAGGCGUCCAGCUACUCCCUCCAGCAGAGGGACCUCCAUGACCUCAUGGCAGACCUGAGGGGCCUGGUGCAAGCUGGGCCUGGGCAGAGCUCUUUGUCCCAGGCAGGUACUUCCCCGACCCGAGACAGAGACACAGAUGUCCUUUCAGCUGCCUUGAGAGAGCAGCUCAGCCGUUCCAGGCAGGUCCAUUCAUGUCUAGAGGGUUUACGAGAGCAGCUUGAUGGCCUGGAAGAGACUUUGAGCCAAGUGGCUGGGGUGCUUCAGCUUGCAAAAGCUGCAGCGCACCCAGGCCUGGUGGAGCCGGCAGAUGGGGCCCUGUCUGCGUCCUUGCUGGAACAGGGGAGCAUGAUCUUGGGGCUGUCAGACAUGGAGCAGAGGCUAGAAGCCCAGGUCAACAGGAACACCAUCUGUGGCACACUGGUCACCUGCGUGACAUUUGUGGCCAUCCUGCCUGUGCUGUAUAUGCUGUUCAGGGCCAGCUAGCCCCUGGACCCACCUCCAGAGGGAGGAGGUAUGGAUGUGGAUUUAGUUAGAGAAUGAAGCAAUUAAGUGAGCCUUCAGGGGUGCACUCAACCUCAGCCUGAGUCUGUGUGGCUCACCAGCAGACAUACUUUGCUUUUUAGGCAACACUCAUUUACAUUAACUAUCGAAAAUUUGUGCUAACGUCCAAUUAAAAUGUCUUUAAGUUUGUCUUAUUUAAA